Messenger RNA from Lactuca saligna, 352 nucleotides. NCBI's taxonomy places the organism in Eukaryota, Viridiplantae, Streptophyta, Magnoliopsida, Asterales, Asteraceae. The record is from the annotation of a GenBank genome assembly.
CGUAAACACUAUGGUCGAUCUGUCCAAACAAGUAAUAAAAAGAGAAAAAAAAAAAAGACAGGAAAUCUCCCCAAUUUCCAAAAUUCCACCGGCAAUAGGGUUCCGAUUUGAACAAUUUCAACAAGGGAUCGAACCUUUUCUUACAGUGUUGAUCAUGUGUAGAUUGGUUGCUAGUGAAGACACGUCAACUGGUGAAUUAGAGCAUCAUCAAAGCACUGUAAAUGGAACUCGCCGCAUGCACCCACAAAUUCAAGCACAAAUUGCACGUUUGGAAGCAAGGAUAAGUAGGGUUGAAGCUCGGAUGGAAAGGCUUGAAUGGUAUCAUGUUGUAAUGUUUGACAAACAAAAAUGA